This is a messenger RNA of Oreochromis niloticus (Nile tilapia), 6661 nucleotides long. RefSeq lists its product as uncharacterized. The record is from RefSeq and is a predicted model, not a curated record. The transcript has 2 exons. The coding region runs from base 775 to 3090 and encodes 771 amino acids. Gene Ontology annotation, biological process: mRNA stabilization. Gene Ontology annotation, molecular function: RNA binding; poly(A) RNA polymerase activity. Lineage: Eukaryota; Metazoa; Chordata; Actinopteri; Cichliformes; Cichlidae.
AAACUUCACCUUUUCAGGUUUCGGUCCUCGUCUUCUUCCGCACUUCCUGAUGUCUGAUCAAAAUAUGGACGACGUCAGCGUCACGUGGUGACGGUAUUCCAUUCAGACGUCACGAAGGAGCGGCUAGCCCCCCUCCUCCACCCGAAAUCUGAAUGAGAAUAAAAAAAAUAAAAAAUAAAAAAAUAAAACUAACGUUAAAACACCGCAGUUUUUUCUACGAGUAAACUCCGGCUGAGCACAGUGACCGAGUGAGCACAGACUGAUAAAAGUGGAGGUGGCGUUGUACCCGGCGGAGUGCCGGUGGGCGGUGAAAGCGGUUGAUUGAUGAUUAGAUUUACGGUGUGGAUCACGGCUGGGAGAGAGGAUGACUCACUCCGUCUGAUGUGAUGUUCACCCCGCAACAGCUCGGCAGUGCGGUGGCACGCCGGUAGUUCAGCCUGGCAGAUCGGUGUGCUCUGCCGUUACAAGCCAAACUUUAGCAAACACUUCAGAUGCGUUUGGAGGGCGCCCAGAUACGUCCUUUGUUUCAAACUUGAGCGGCUGUCACUUGCAGUUAAGGAAGACACCGAGCGUCGUGAUUUACCGUAAAUUUCGUGACGCCUGAUUGCCAUGGAAACAGUGCUCCUGCGCUGAGAGGAAAGUGUCCGCGUUAUAACUUCAGCUUCAGCAUCAACCUUUCCAACGAGGUCGCAUAAACCUGUUGGAUACUUCACUGUUUUCCUUUUUCUUGUCUCUGCCCUGGCUUUACUUUCCACCACGAAGCAGGUGAAGACUAUGGAGCUUCAAACAGAGAAGAGGUUCCACAACCUAACCCUGGAGCAAGUUCAGGCUCUUGACAAAGUUUUGACUGAGGUAAUCCCUAUCCAUGGGCGAGGUAAUUUUCCUACACUGCAGGUGAGAGCGAAAGACAUAAUUCGUGUAGUGAAGGACCGACUGGUCGAAAGGAACAUUCAGGUUAAAGAUAUACGCCUCAACGGCAUGACUGCCAGUCACAUCCUUGUUAAAGACAACGGGCUUGGGUACAAAGACUUAGACAUCAUUUUUGGAGUGGAGCUUCCGAGGCAGGAAGACUUCCAAGUUAUUAAGGAGGUGGUGCUGGGGAGCCUGCGAGACCUUCUCCCUUCUGGAGUUAACCGACGUAAGAUCACCUGUCUGACAAUGAAGGAGGCCUAUGUGCAAAAGAUGGUGAAAGUUUUCAAUGAGCAUGACAGAUGGAGCCUUAUCUCGCUUUCUAACAACAGGGCUAAAACUGUGGGGCUCCGAUUUGUUAGUUCCCUCAGACGACAGUUUGAGUUCAGCGUGGACUCCUUCCAGAUUAUAUUAGAUCGUAUGCUCGAGUCCUACUGGGGGAACGAAAGGAAACAAGAAUGGAAGUUGGCACUGACUGCUGGGCCUUCAUCUAAAAAGGACGAUGACGGUGAAAGCAAAGGACAAGAGAAGCCGAGCAUUCCUCAGGAGGUUGAACAUGAUAUGAAAGAAGAUUCUGCAGUGGCGACUAGCACAGAAAGUCCGUGCCAGGAUGAAGCGGUUUCUCCACUCGAGGAAGAGCUUCAUCACGAAGAGAUCGAGCGUGUAGAUGAAAAGCAUGAGGUGCAGCAGGUGCUGGAACCGGAGAGGAUAAGCUUACAACAGGAGGAAGAGGAAGUGGAGGGCAUAGAGGAUGUACAAUCAGAGGAGGAAAUUGUGUUUGAGAUGUGUGAGAAAAAAGGAGAAGAGAAAGAACAGUUUGAAAUCAAUUAUCCUGUAGUUGCAUCGCCUAAAACUUUAUUUUCAGAUGUUGGGGAUCCUCUGACGACACAUGCAUGUUUAACCCUACAGAGUAAUGACGAAAAAUACGAGGCACAAGCUUCCCAGCCUGUAGUGUGCACAUCACAUACAGAAAAACCAGCGCCACAGGAUUUACGUCAUUGUGAAGAAAACUUCAACGCAGACUCAGUAAGCUGCAGGACUGAUUCUAUCCCAAACGUGCAAGUUUCAAAUCUUGAGUUUUCCUUUCCUCCCCCAGCUAAAAAAUCUUGCAGCACAUCAGCGGACAUUGUGCCGGAUUACUGCCCCUCACCAAAAUUACAAAGAAAAAUGUCACGGAAGUUGAUUACAAAGCCUGAAAAAUGGUCUUUACUAACCGAUCUGUCAGACCUCACCACACAGCUGUUUCCACCCAUAGAGCUACCAAAACAACUUCAGCCAAAACCUCCUGUGCUGGAGAGUUCUCAAGUUCACAGUUCAAACAUACCAAGCUGUCAGACGGAGAACUCGGAGGGUACAGAUGUACUUACAGUUCCCACACACAGUACAGUCAGUACACCGCAGGAUGGGACUUGCUCCAGAGAAACUUUAGAACAAACUGUUAAGCCAAAACACUCAAAGGAGCCUCCUGAUUCAGAGACUCAAAGCAACCCAUGUGCAACAGCUGUGGUCUCAAAGCCUCAGGUAUAUGAGCAUAAACCGGAGCUGGCAGACGCCAUCCCAAACAGCUGUGAGUCAAGCUCAUGGCUUGGGGAAGCAGGAGAGCCCACCAUCACUGUUGAAGCUGAGUGCAUGUACGGAGACUUUGAUCAGGCUAUGGAUCAUCUUCGAAACCGCCUCAUUGCCACCCACAACCCAGAGGAGAUCCGGGGUGGGGGAUUGCUAAAAUACAGCGACCUGUUAGUGAGGAACUUCCGGCCAGCCAGCGAGACAGAGAUAAAGUCCCUGGAGCGAUACAUGUGCUCCCGCUUCUUCAUCGACUUUCCUGACGUAGGCGAGCAGCAGCGGAAGAUUGAGGCCUACUUGCAGUGCCAUUUCAUCGGCAGCGAGGAGACUAGCAAGUAUGACUAUUUGAUGACCCUGCGGCGCGUGAUAGAUGAGAGCACGGUGUGUUUGAUGGGACACGAGAGGAGGCAGACCCUCAACAUGAUCACAGUGCUGGCUCUAAGGGUGCUGGGCGAGCAAAACGCCAUCCCCAACACGGCCAACGUUACCUGCUUCUACCAGCCGGCUCCAUACAUGACAGAACCCAUUUACAACAGCUACUUCAUCACUCAGGCCCAGCCGCCUCUGGUCUACCACCCGUACCCUUUACAUGUCCACAUGCAGACUGGUCUGGUGUAGCAACGUUGAUGUGCCAACAGGGAGGCAUGAAAGCUGCUUUCAGCAUGGUGCUCUGCAAGCAGAAGCACAAAUGCAAGUUUUAGCAACAAAAAACAACCACGGGCGCAGUGGUGUUUAAUGUUUUGAAAUCCCUCCUGCUUAUGACAUGAAAGGCAAUGAAAGGUCAGAACUGCAAGUGGUCUGGGAUCAAAGCACGUCUCCCUUUCAAGAUGAACACUUUUGACAAAGGAAAGAAACGCAAGGAACCCACUUUUCAGAGAGCUUGUGAAGAGGAUCGUGUUGAAGCCGAGGGACUUUAUUUGUGGCAGCUUCAGCUGCGUUUCGGUGGAGCUCUGAACUGAUCACCAUCCCGUGAUGAGAACAUCAUAGUGUGAUACUUUCCUUAUGGUUCGACAUAUAAACCUCUCUAACAUAAAAAAAAAAAAAACCAAACAAAAAAAAAAAACAACACCUGUUGGCAACAGAAAUCCUAGUUUGAGUAAAGUUUGGGUCAUGGUAAUUUCUCCAGGGUUAAAACUCCCAUAUAGGUGUUUUGUAAGUCGACAGCCUUCGUAGAGUAAAGUCAAACGUGUGGCUAUAACCGUGUAUUCACUGUAGAGGAAUAGGACUGCGUUUACUAAAAGAAAACAUUAGAUGAAAUCUCUUGUGGUGUUUCCAUAAUCUUGGUGCCAAGUUCUGUGUUUUUGUGAUUGUAAACAUCAUUUCAGAGAGCUGAAAAGUUUAGUGCCAUUAGGGACUGUGUGAACAUUAUUGGGUUGAUAAGGGGGCCUUUGUAGAAAUACACACACAAAAAAAGACCUUCUACAUCAAAGCCCUUGUAAGUGUAAAUCAUACUCUUAGAAAAACAAGAAAGCAUCAGAGUUUUUGUUUGGAAAAGACUUCUCUUUAAUUAUGAAAUGAAAACUUUCAAGCUGGCUUCAGAUUAAAGAGUUGGCACUCAAAAAAAGACAAAUUUGAGUUAAUUAGGACAUCCGUCAAUAAAUAUCAGGCACAAUAAUGUGUCAUAGUUGGCAAAAACUGAGAAAAAGACUAGCAUAUAUUUUGGGUGACAGAUGGAAUUUGGUUGGUAAUUACCCUGUAGAUUGUCAUAUGUUUUGGCCCGGUUAUAGCUGGUCCAUAAUCUCCUAAUGAAACACAGUGAACAUCUUAUCCAAGAAAAAUAUUGUUUCACUGAGGGUGUGACUUAAUCAGAUUUGAUUGGCAGUGGAAUAGCAACAAAAGGAAAGGUCAAACAAACAACUUUUGAUGGCUGUGUUGCUAAAUCCUGACAAGUAAAUACACUAUAACAACUUGCCAACCACUCCAUAUUUUACAGGAAGGUCAAAAAAGUACAACAGAGACGAUAUAAUCUGUUAAUAUGUGGGUAUUCAUGUACAAUCUCAAUUUUGAAAAAGUCUGGGUAAAAUGUGAAUAAAAACAGAAUGCAGUGAUUUGCAAAUCUCAUAAAGCAUUUAUUAUUCACAAAAGAACAAAGAAAAUGUAUCAAAUUUUUAUACGUUUUACGUUUUCAUGAAAAAUAUUAACUCCUUUUGAAAUUGAUGGCAGCAGCACGUCUCAAAAAAGCUGAGAUAGGGCCGACAAAAGACUGGAAAGUAAGUGGUGCUACAAAGGAAAUCAGUAUUGGAUGCCCGUGAUGUUCAGGCCCUCGGACAGCACUGCGCUAAACAACAUGAUUCUGCCAUGGAUAUCACUGCAUGAGCUCAGGAACAGUUCAGAAAUCACUGUUCACUGUGCCAUCUACAAAUUCAGGUUAAAGCUCUGUGAUGCAAACAAGAAGCCAUACGUGAACAUGAUCCAGAAAUGCCGCCAUCUUUAAAAUGGACUGAAGUAAAGUGGAUUAUCUGGUGUGUAGUCAGACAAAUCAAAAUGUGAAAUUGUUUUUGGGAAUUAUGGAUGCUGAAUCCUCCAGACUAAAGAAGCUUGUUAUAGCAGUGCUCGGUUUAGAAGCCUUCCAUAAAUUCAGUAUGGGUAAUCUGGUGUGGGGGUGCAUUAGUGCCUGUGGAACUGGCACCCAGUGCUAAAAGGUAUAUACAGAUUUUAGAGCAACAUGUUCUCCCAUGCAGAAGACAUUUUUCAGGGAAGGCCUUGCAUAUUUCAACAAGACAAUGCUAAGCUACUUACUGCAUCUAUUGCAGCAGCAUGACUUCUAAUAGAAGAGUCCAAGUCUGGCAGUAGUCCAAACCUUUCACCAUUUAAAAAAAUUUGAUGCACCAUAAAGUGAAAAAUACGACAAAGAAGACCCCGGACUGUUGAGCAGCUAGAAUCCAGUAUCAGACAAGAAUGGGUUCCUCUCCCAAAAGUCCAGAAGUUACUCUCCUCAGUUCCAACAGGUUUACUGGCUGUUGUGAUGCUACACAGUAGUAAAUGUGGCCCCGUCCCAACAUUUUUUGAUAUGUGUUGCUGCUAUCGAAUUUAAAAUGAGCUACGUUUCUCUUGAAAUGCUACCUUUUUUCACUUUAAACGUCUGACAUGUUUUCUGUGUUCUACUGUCAAUAAAAUAUGGAUUUGUGAGACUUACAGAUCGUUACAUUUGAGCACCUCAUCGUCCACGCUAUAAAAGCUAAUAGAUAAAAGAUGUUUUCAAAGGCCUUUAAUCUUUUAUUUUAAUACAGAGUAUUUAUAUAUAAACCCAUAUUAUUAAUGAUAACAACAAGGAUGGCAGAAAAAUAAUUUCUGAGCCCUCUUCACACCUAAUAGGUUUCCUACAGUCCCUUAAAAUGUUAAAACACACCUCUGCUCACAAUCAGUGACAGAUUUCAUGUUCCUAGGAUUGUAGUUGUUGUGUGUUUCUGAGUGUGUUGAUAUUUAUUAUGACAUAGUGUAAAAUUCUGAGCUUAGAUCUGUGCCCAUAUAAGAUUCAAAUUUACCUGCGUUUUUGAACUAAAUUCUCCUAUUCCUUGUCAGGGAAUCAUCACAAACAUUUUCCUUCAUACGGAUUUGUGACUGAGGGUUUGGCUGCCUUGUUUUUAAUUUUGUUCACACAAAAGCGGAGAAAUGACAGCAUGUUGAAUCCCUUUUCCCACAGUCGACAGGCUGAAUAGACUUUGUGUUUGUAUAAUGUGUUGACAGCUGUUUGUUGUAGUGGACGAGGUAGAUGUACGUUCUGUCGGGGUGGUGCCUGCUAUUGUGUGCAAAAAUGUUACUGCUCAUUUUAAUUAUUUCAGCUGUCUUCAGUGCAGCCAGCAGUUAUUGCACUUCUGUCUUUGUGUGUUUGUUCACUGUGUAUGCAUAGUACAUGUAAUCAGUAUUUAAAAAAAAAAAAAAAACCUAAAUCAUUUAAGCACAGGUUAGGAUAUGUGGACUAUUCACACUGAGACUGAAGCACAAUGUAAAUGCACUUAGAUGUUGUCGAGUAAUAAAGGUAUUGGACAUGCUCGUGACUCUCCACAUAAGUAUCGAACACAUCUAAAGUACUCUGUGGUGCACUAUGUAGUGGUUGUAUCUAUCUUUAGACUCUGGAUUUGUUGUGUAUCGUUAAGGAACUGUUAUGCCAGUAGAGAAAUGUCCCUGUUAUGAUAUCUAGUUGCUCAGAUUGUUGUGUUAUUGUGAUAAUAAAUCUAACACAACCUCU